Molecule: messenger RNA, 2448 nt
Organism: Fonsecaea erecta
Lineage: Eukaryota; Fungi; Ascomycota; Eurotiomycetes; Chaetothyriales; Herpotrichiellaceae
Exons: 3
Coding region: 1-2448 (815 amino acids)
Cellular component (GO): membrane; microtubule; cytoplasm
Molecular function (GO): GTP binding; GTPase activity; microtubule binding
Source: RefSeq, a predicted model, not a curated record
AUGGCAGGCAAAGACGAUAACCCUUUCAACGACAGUGACGACCCCUCGGCGCCUCUGAUACAGCUCCAAUCGAAGCCCCAUGAAGAGAUGCUCAAUGGCAUUGACCAAGUACGGUCGGAAGGCAUCGGCAGAUAUGUCAGCCUUCCACAGCUCAUCGUGUGCGGUGACCAGUCGUCCGGCAAAAGUUCCGUGUUGGAGGCCAUCUCAGGCUUAUCUUUCCCGGCCAAGGAUAACAUCUGCACUCGUUUCGCUACCGAGCUCAUUCUGAGGCGUUCGCCAAACGUGGGCGUCAGAGCCUCCAUCCAUGCUGAUGAAGAGCGGCCCGCAGCCGAGCAAGACCGCAUCCGAGGGUUCAAGGCAUCGACCGUCGAGCUUGGACAAUUUGCGAGUAUCGUGAGGCAGGCGGAAAAACACAUCGGAGUCGGUCAGGAUGACCAUCUCUUUUCCAAAGACGUCCUGCGCGUGGAGGUUUCAGGGCCAAAACAGCCUCAUUUGACCUUAGUUGACCUUCCAGGUCUUUACCAUGCGCCGGACGAGUCUCAGACCGCGAAGAGAGUUCACUUCGUAGAGUCGUUAGUCUUGUCCUAUAUACAGAAAGAACGCAGUGUCAUCCUAGCAGUCAUCUCGGCGAAAAGUGAGAUUCCGUUACAAAAGGUCACAGCAUUCACACGCGAAGUCGACCCGCUCGGAAAUCGAACCAUGGGCAUCAUCACAAAGCCAGACACUCUGCCCGAAGAUUCUGAUAUGGAGAGAUCUUUCUAUGAUCUGGCGAUGAACACUCGGCUCAGGUUCCGGCUCGGAUGGCACGUCCUCAAAAAUAGGGAGCAUAAAGAGCAACAUUUUUCUCUCCAACAACGCGACGAGUCCGAGGCCAAAUUUCUAUCCAAGGGAAUAUGGGCCAAAAUGCCACGGUCGCGGGUUGGUAUCGAUUCCUUGAGACCGAGGCUGAGCAGUGUCCUGAUGGACCACAUUAUAUCACAGCUACCGGGGCUCAUUGCUGAAGUUCAACAAUCGUACAAAGAUGCAGAGUCCGGGUUACAAAAGUUGGGGAAAGCACGACAGACAUUGACCGAGCAACGCCGAUAUCUCCUGGAAAGCAGUGACCGGUUCACUAACCUCGUUGAUCAUGCCAUAAAUGGAAUCUACUCCAGCUCGUUCUUCGGAGACCCUAUGGACGAUGAAGGCUAUGAGAAGAGACUGCGUGCUGUUGUCCAGAACCGUCUAUCCGAUUUUGCAGAGACGAUUUCCAAGACGGGAAUGCAAAGAGAUAUUAUUGAUGACGAGGGGGAUAUCGACGGCGAAGGAAACCAGAUUUACCGCUCUGACUUUGUCGAUGAAGUCCAACAACGAAUGCGUCGAAGUCGAGGAAGAGAGUUGCCGGGAACCUACAACCCUCUUAUCAUAGGUGAUCUAUUCUAUCUCCAGAGUAAGCCAUGGGAAUCGAUCGUGACCGGGUGCAUCGAUGACCUUCUUGGCGACAUCCGGAAGGCGAUAACGCCAAUGCUGCAGGAGGUUCUGGACGAAAAGAGCCUGAGAGGUCUUCUGGAACACCUGAUCAAUCCUCGUCUUGAAAAGAUCGAAGAAGAGGUACGCGUCAAGACGGCGGAGCUCCUGAAGCCUCAGCAAUCGGGGCAUCCGAUAACUUAUAAUCACUACUUCACAGAAAGCGUCCAACAAGCGCGUGAAGAACACCUCCGCAGAUACAUCAGGGAAAGGCUGAUGGAAUUCUUUGGAAAAGAGUACCCCACUGGGACCGAAUCGUUGCCAAUGAAAUUCAUCUUUAAAAUGAACGCGUUGAUCGCCGCGCUUGGAACUCAGACAGAAGCAAAUAUGGAACUCUUCGCAGCCUCCGAGGCAAUCGACUGCAUGCUGGCUUACUACAAGGCGACUGGUACAAAGGUUGCGCGAAAGAAAUUCGUGGACGAUUUCAGCGUCCUCGGUGUCGAAAAAUGUCUGUUAGAGACCCUAGCGGUCAUUUUCUGCCCGCGAGUUGUGUCACUACUGUCUGAUGAGACUGUAAAGGCAAUUGCCGAGGAAGAUGAAGGGUCCCGGGUCGAGCGUGAACGGUUAGAGCAGAGGGUGAGAACGCUCAGCAGCGGUCUCAGUCAACUUCGUCGCUUCGAUCGACACAAUAUUUCAGUGCAGAAGGCUCCGGAUGAAGACAGCGACAAGAAUAACCAGAACCGAACAGAGGCUACUGUGGAAGACCAGCAAAAUGUCGAAACCAGCGAGAAUGAGGUUGUCGCGAAGGGCGAAAGUACUCCUACACAAAGUCCUACUCACACAAAGGGAUUCAUUUUCACGGGGGACAGUCCCACCACACCACUCGCACACCAGGAAAGCAGCAAGGGUGUCCUGGAUCCUUGGGAGGAAAGGCCACUUGACUUCACGCCACCACGCAAGGUAAAGAAGGUCAAGAAACAUUCGCAGGCAAAUCUCUUCGAGUAG